UGACCGCCAUCAUCGCAGUCGGCUGUAAAAGUGAGGUUUUGUUUUUUCUCUGAUGAAAAAGCUUUUGUUUAUCUGCAAGUUUUUAUCAAUUUCCUCACUGUCUUGGCUCAAUUAGUGAAAAAAAUAGUUAAACAAAAUUCAAAGGAGUGUUUUUUGUUGAAGUUAUGGCAAAUAACUUGGAACAUGAGCUCAUUCAGCUGUCUGAAAAUGCCGCCUCCGGCACAAUCACUGUCCGGAAACAGGCUGUCGAAAAACUGAGUCUCCUCCUGGACAGUUCAGACGCGAGGGAUGUGGUUUCUCGGAAGACAUCGAUGAAUUUCGAUGCACAGCAUCUUCUUGACCAUGUCCUCCAGGGACUUUGUAAGCAAGUGGAAAAGUAUUCCCGUUCGCAGAAGGCUGAUAAGUGGCUCACUGUCUUCACAGGAUGCAUUCAGAAGAUCAUGGACAUAGUCGCUGGACAUCUGUACCUUGUCGAUAGUUCCUAUAUCAUUGGAAGAUGGAUUUCCAUCCUUGAGGAUGAGAACUUAUUGAUCUUCUGCGGACACCAAUUUAUUCAAACCUUGGACAGCUAUAUUACCAAGAACAGCUUAACACUGAGCAGGAUCAAACUCGAUCAGUGGAAUGACCUUUUGAACAUUCUCGUGGAUCUCUAUCUCGAGGAGAAUUCCAUCCCGAAACUUAUCAUUCUCCAGAGUGUGGGAAAAGUCCUCGAAGAAGGUAUCAAAAACAGCUACAUUCUUAUCCAUUUGCCUCCGUUCGUUGAGAAAUUUGUGGAAAUGUUCUUAGUGGGAAAUGAUGAAUUGAUCAAGAGAGAUGCUUUGAGUAUCAAUUAUACCAUCUGCAAAGCUCUAGCAGUUCAGAAUACUUACCUUGUAGCCAAGCAUUGCCGGAAAAUGCUAGAAGAGAUCAUUAACUGUUACUAUUCGAUACGACAUGAUGAUAUCCGAGAGCUAACUUUCAAGUUCUUCCACUUAAUUCUGAUCCUCAAAACUGUCCCUGGAGAUUCAGAUACUUCAACGGAUGACGAUGAUGGCUCCUGGAGUAGACUCAAACUGAAGAUGUUUAAUAUCCUGGACACAGAGAUGAAAAAGCUUGCCCAGGAAAAUGAUGGCAAGAGGAGAUUUUCUGUGUCGCCUUUUCUGGUGAAAUUUGGAGCUUGUUUGUAUGUUGAUUUGGUCAGGAGUAAGUUUAUUAGUAGAUCUGGAAGGGGAACGGAAGAGCAGGCGAGGAAGCGGUCAAAAUUCAAUGAGACCUUCCAGGGUAUUGUCGAGAUGGUCUGGAUCUCUGGGCAGGAAUUUGAUUUGGGUUGGUUCUGUGUUCUCUGUGAGAUUAUCGAGAAUGGGGAUAUUGAGUUGCACUCGGAAGAUCUUGAGAAGGUGAUUGAGCUACUGGUUGAGAUUCAGGGUAAUCUCAAGGUUGAUACUCUCAUGGAGUAUUUUUGUAAAUGCUGCAGAAUUCUUCUUAAAAGAGUGAAAAAUAUUCCCAAGUGCCGAGAAGCUUUCCUGACCAUUUCUCAGAGGAUUAUCAGAGGCUCCACAAUUGAUGGACAUGCUGCAGAUUUGGUCAAAUUGGUGAUUAAUUCAGGGUUUAUUCCACUUGAUCAGAGGGUGAGGAUUGUCAGUGAUUUUCUGGGCAGGAAGGAGUCCAAGGCAGAGAUGGAAAUCCUCAUUGCUGCCUUCAAUGAUUCCAAUACCAAAGAGCUUUUCUUCUCGAAGAAUCCUCUAAAUACCCUUUCGGGAUGGAUAAAUUCCUCUCCGGAAGUUGUUGUGAGAUUGCAGCCAAAUCUACUGGCUCAGAUGAUUGUUGUCUUUGUGAUGAAUUCCGUGGAAAUUGAUGGAAAUUGUCCAGGAAGUGAGAAAAAAUCAAAGACUGAUGCAAAGAAAUACAAUGAAGAAAUUCAGGAGAUUCAGAUUGAUUUGGAGCACAAGUUCCUUCUGAAAUUCCUCCAAAAAACUAAUGAGAUAUACAAUAAAGUUUCCCGGAAUGAUCAAAUAAGUCUCAUUCAUCUCAGACAACUCAUGGAAAGUCUUCCGGAACUCCCUGCUAACAUCCCAACUGAAGUUGCAGCUCUCUACUUCACUAAACGCGCAGAAAUUUUCCUCCAAGUUCACAAUACUAUUAAAAAGUUUUCCCUAGAAGGUGUUGAAGCUUUCCUGGACAUGCUACGAUCCCAAGUGAUCAAAGCUGUGAAGGAAAUUGAGAAAUGUCUGACGGAAAAGAAGCGACAGCUCUCCAGGAUUCACAUUCCGAAUGUCAUUGAGAGGCUCAAAAAUCUCUUCAGGGAAGAUUCUCUUGGCCUCACGGUAGAUUGUGAAGUUUCCGGGAUUAUAAAGUAUGUUGCAGAUCAUUUCCGGAACUGCUAUUCUCAUCUCCAGGGUUCCAAUGAGGAAGCCUAUCGAGUUAUCCUCACGAAUUGUUUGCAAUGCUUGGUCUACCUUCAUAAUUUCCACUCCAUAAGAGCUGAUGGUGCAUUCCAGAAGAUUUCCGAGGAUUUCCCGGAUUCUGACACAAAGACAAAGUGUAGAAUCCAUCUUGAUGUCAUUAGGACAAUUUCCCAGCAGCCCUACAAUGAUUCCCUGGCUGAAUGGGCAUGCACAGAAAUUCAAGAUCUCACGAGAAAGUUUAUCAGAAGUCAGGAUAUUACUGAAGAUAUCCUGACAGUUAUUCAGGAUGCCACAGUUUACUUCAAGUCUGGUCAUCCUGAUUACCUACAGAAUAUUCUCGAACUGCUAACACGGCUCCUCGGAGCCUCACUGAAGCAACAAUAUCGACCACAGACGGCAAAAUAUCUUGUAAAGCAGAUCAUUCAUUUGUUCAGGAAUGGCAUGGCUGAGGAUCAUGAUACAGCAGACACGUUUAUAGAAGUUCUGAAGAGAUUCCUCAAAUCUCCGAUUUACAGUAUUCAGUUGAUGGUUGUGAGGGCAUUUGUGGAGAUUUUUUCCGAUGGGAAAAAUAUUGAUUUUGAACACUUCCCAAAGGAAGAUCUGACCAAUUUUUUCAGUGCUCAAACUCCUGACUCUGGAGAUGCUGCCAAUAAUAAAUUGUCCAUCAUAGUGCAGCUUUUCCAGGGGCUAUUUGUCAAUUCCCUGCCAGCAAGAAGGUUCAUUCUCUUCGAAUUCGCCCAGAUGAUUUCACGAAAGGAUGUUGAUGAUGCCAUUCUGCAACGUCUUCACAAUGCGCGCUUCAAUGAGCAGGCGGCAAUUUUCACGAAGUACUUGGAGUACUGUAUGCCGGACAUGGUGGAGUUGUGGUCACGUCAUGAGAAGCCGAUUGAGAGACUUCCAACGAACAUCACUGGUUUGGCUACUCGUGGUGAUUUCAUGGACAAAUACCGGACAAUUUUUCCCAAAUUUCUCAUCUAUUACAGCCAGGAAAGCUAUAUUAAGCAUUUGGGUGAUCCUGGAACGUACAAACCCAAAGAACUUGCUAAAAAUUCCCUUCCAGACUGCCUACCAUUCAUACUUUCAGGGCACAAUGCCAAGUGCCGGAAAAUGAGGGAGUUUUUCGUGAAAUAUUUUGGCAAUAUUGAUGAGUUCACGAAUCAAAAUGCUUCACAUAUCCUUCAGAAGCUUUUUGAGAAUUUCUGGGAUGUCCAGGAGUACGAAAAACUCUAUGGAUUUCCUCCAAAUGAACUCAUGACAUCAGAGUUUGUACUCAAUUGUGAGCAAUUUCAAAAGUGCCUCGAUACACUCAGCAUGGAGUACUCAGAAUCUAGCAGAGACCUCUUUAAAAGUCUCUGUCAGAGGGAACCUUUUGAGAUUGUUAAAAUUCUCAUGAGACUCAAGGAAGCGAUUUAUCUUGCUCCAGAAACAAUGGAAAUGUUGCGUCCAACUCUUCGUUUUAUUCAUUUUGCCAGAAAAGUCACUCAGACCAUUGAUGAUGAUAUCACUGAAAUCACUGCCAAAGAUUUCCUUUUCUCAGAAAUUGCAGGAUUCCUCUUGAAUCUCAUAUCUGGAAUAUCCUUUUCAGAUUCCAUUACAGUGGCACUACUUGUAGAAUUUCAGAGUUUUCUCGAACAGAAUUUCCACAAGACUCUCCAGGGAGUUCAAAAUCAAUUGGAAUUCAUUGUUGAGAAACUCACAGGAAUCGUGAGAAAUAGCAAAAGUGAUGAGGUGAAAUCUAGCGCUCUGAAUAGCCUGAGAUUUUUAUUUGUUGAGAAACAGGAACAUUUAGUAGAUGUCCUGAAAGUGAUUAAUAAUGUGCCAAAGGAAGUUGAUUUUGAUACGAUCAGGAGGACACAGAAUGUUAUUGUUAACAUGAACUUUAGCAGUUCAUGCGAAUUGUUGGAUGAAAGUGUUGAAGAUGAAAGUGGACUUGUGAAGGACAUUGAACACUUUUUGGCAAUCAAUAAUCCCAACAUUGACAGCAUUAAGCACCUUAAAGGGCAGUUGUCGAAGCAUCCAGAUAAAGUUGUUGAGAUUUAUAAGCAACUUGGUUCUCAAGAAAACGAUACGAUUCUGCAUAAGCUCACGGAUAUUCUAAUCAAAUGUUCUCAGUCUGACAAUGAUUCUCUGAGUAUUGAAGCGACAAAGUGUCUCAGUGAGAUGGGAUAUUUGGAGUUAAAUGCCACGGAAUCAGUUCCUAAAAACGAUGAUUCUGCAAAGAAACCCAAAAUUGUUUAUGCCGAGGAAUGUCUAAAAGUCUAUGAGAAGAUUGUUGUAGCCCUUCAAGAAUUGCAGCAAGACUGCGAUGUCUUCGUCUCAAAUGCUGCUGCUUCCACGCUCAAUGCCAUCCUUAGUGACUCCGUUGGUCGUGAGAUGAAGCACAUGAAAAAUCGAGAGAUCUUUAUGAGUUCCAAACCAUCGAAGCAAAUGCUCAAUGUCAAUGAAGAUACAGUGGAUAAACAGCCCCUAAAGAAUUUAUUCAGUGUCCAGGAAGGGGAUUCCCAUGAGAAGUGGAUUGAGAGAAUUGCAGGAAAAAUUCUACAAGCUUUUGGCAAUACAUCUCUUCUAGCAAUUGCCAAGCAAAAGCUAUCAUUUGCCGAAUUUCUCGUGCCAACUCUCAUUUCGCUUUUGCUUUCGAUUCACUUCAAACCAAUUAAUGGGGAGAUUCAGCUGUCCGUGAAUGAUUUCUUUGAGAAGUAUGCUGCAGCGAAAGCUGCUAAAAUUCCUGGUAUCAAUCUCAAUAAGAAAUCAAUACAGAUUAUGCUAAGCAUUUGCGACUGCAUUCGAUUUUACAAUGCAGUAUCAUACCAAGAUCAGCACAAUGCCAAAGUUUUUCAGAGAAUUCAGCUGAAUUAUCUACAAAUUGCCGAUGCAGCUUGCUUCAGCGGGAACUACUCGGUUUCCCUGGUUUUUGCAGAAAUGUGGAUAGCCAGUGAACUCAAUAAUGCUGGGAAGACUAAUAAGGACUUACUGGCAACUUCUAUCAGGGAAAUUUUCAUAAAGAAGAGAUUUUCUUCUUUCACAAAUAUUUUCUUUCAGUAA
Messenger RNA from Phlebotomus papatasi, 5426 nucleotides. RefSeq lists its product as uncharacterized. NCBI's taxonomy places the organism in Eukaryota, Metazoa, Arthropoda, Insecta, Diptera, Psychodidae. The coding region runs from base 165 to 5426 and encodes 1753 amino acids. The transcript has 11 exons. The record is from RefSeq and is a predicted model, not a curated record.